AUGGAUGCGCUUCUGAAGCCGUUGCUGAAGCGCAUGAAGGAUCGCAGGGGAGCCCCAUGGCGAUUGCACCAAAAAAACACCCCAAGAAGUGGCCCAACAAGUGACCGCAGCGAGAAGUGCCGCGAGUGCGCCGUGAAGAUCCUGCGGAGCCUGGUGGAGAACACCUCGGAUCUCAGCGCGGCGCUGCCCUACAUUUUCCCCUCUUUAGUUGGCAGAUUGGGCUCUGAGGACCUGGACGGCGUGGCGCACCUCCCCGAGAUCAUGCGCCCGGACCCGGAGCAGAAGCCCACGGAGAUCGCGCAGCCCGUGGAGGAGAGCGAAGAGGUGCGUCUGCAGCUGGGGCACUUCGUCGCUGCGCUGCUGCUGCGCUGUUCGCCCACGCAGAUCUACGCCUACAUCGACGAGGCCACUGGGCUGAUCCGGGCCCAGGCCAUGGAUCCCUUCCACGAGGUGAAGGCUUUGGCGUGUGAGACCAUGAUUUCCUUCUGUUACAACCACACGGAGAUGUUGCUGCACUUUGCCUUGCCGUUGGCCAGAUCGCUCACGUCCAGCCUGACGCACAACCACGCGAAGAUUCGCAUCGCGGCGCUGCGGGCGGUGACGGCGUGUCUCUGGUGCGGAGCGCCUCGGCGUCGGCAACGCCGGCAACGCGUCGGGAUGGUGGGGGAAGGAUGGUAA
Messenger RNA from Cladocopium goreaui, 678 nucleotides. NCBI's taxonomy places the organism in Eukaryota, Dinophyceae, Suessiales, Symbiodiniaceae. The record is from the annotation of a GenBank genome assembly.